AUACCGCCUCAUAUAUUUAGGAGAUUAUCGUUACCACAAAUAUCUCACUCAAUCGCAUAUUCUUCACAUAAUGUCCGUAAAAUACCUUUCAUUUUUCAGCGACAUGCAACAAACUCAACGUCAACGACAACGACAAAUAAAGCUCCUAUUUAUAAAUUCAGAAAUUUCAUUGUUGGGACAGCUAGUAUAAUUAGUGCAAUUUUCUUUAUAGAAUAUUAUUUUGAUUCUAGGGCAGCAAUUCAUAAAUAUCUUUUUAUGCCGUUGUUGAGAAAUAUAACCACUCCUGAGUCAAGUCAUAAAUUUGCUAUAUGGGUUUUUAAAUGGGGAUUAAAUGCUAAAGAUAGAUUGCCUGAUGAUGAACAACUUUCUGUUGAGGUAUGGGGUAAAAAAGUAUCUAAUCCGAUAUGUCUAGCAGCAGGAUUUGAUAAACAUGGGGAAGCCAUUGAUGGCUUAUUUGAUGUAGGGUUUGGAUAUGUUGAAGUAGGAAGUAUAACUCCUGAACCUCAGCCUGGAAAUUCAAAACCACGAAUGUUCCGUCUCCCUAAAGAUAAGGCUGUAAUAAAUCGUUACGGUUUCAAUUCUGAUGGUCACAAGCAAGUAGAAUUACGAUUACGUGAUCGUGUAAGAAGAUAUCUUUUUCAUUCAGCAAAACUCCAUCCUAAUAUAACAGCAGCAUUACUUGCCUCAUCACCAGAUGAGGUGUCAUUGUCUGAUGCAUUAGGAAUAAAUAGAAGUUUAAGAGAAGAUAAAUUAUUGGGAAUUAAUUUAGGAAAAAAUAAAUGGCGUAGCGCUGAAGACGUCCAAGAUUUUGUUAAAGGAAUAAAAACUUUUGGAGGUUAUGCUGAUGUGUUAGUGGUGAACAUCAGUAGCCCUAAUACUCCUGGAUUAAGAGGAUUACAAAGAAAAGAAAUUUUUGAGAAAUUGUUAAAAGAGGUUACAAAGGCACGUAAUUCAUUACAUGAACCACGUCCAGCUUUGUUGGUUAAAAUUGCACCUGAUCUUUCCGAUAAUGAAUUGGAAGAUAUUGCAGAUACAGCUUUGAACAGUGGCGUGGAUGGAAUUAUUGUGUCUAAUACUACUAUAUCAAGACCAGAUACAUUACAAAGCGUUGCCUCUUUAAUAUCUGAAACAGGAGGCUUAUCAGGACCGCCGGUUAAACCGUUAGCAUUAAAAGCAUUACGUAAAAUAUAUCAACAUACAAAUGGAAAACUCUUAUUGGUUGGAUGUGGAGGAAUUUCAAACGCUAAAGAUGCAAUUGAAUAUGCAAAAGCUGGUGCUACUUUAGUGCAAUUAUAUACUAGUUUUGGAUAUGAUGGUGUUGGUAAGCCAAGAGAGCUUAAGGAUGACAUUCUUAGGGAACUAAAAGACAAGAAAUGGUCUGAUAUUAUCGGUGAACAAUAGAGAUGAGAACAAGUUAUGAUAAGCUAAAUAGCAAAUGUUUACUGAUAAUUCAUGUGAA
This is a messenger RNA of Rhizophagus irregularis DAOM 181602=DAOM 197198, 1459 nucleotides long. RefSeq lists its product as uncharacterized. Gene Ontology annotation, molecular function: dihydroorotate dehydrogenase activity. The record is from RefSeq and is a predicted model, not a curated record. Gene Ontology annotation, cellular component: mitochondrial inner membrane; cytoplasm. Lineage: Eukaryota; Fungi; Glomeromycota; Glomeromycetes; Glomerales; Glomeraceae. Gene Ontology annotation, biological process: pyrimidine ribonucleotide biosynthetic process; 'de novo' pyrimidine nucleobase biosynthetic process.